Candidozyma pseudohaemuli is the source of this 615-nucleotide messenger RNA. RefSeq names its product Fgr41p (gene FGR41). The coding region runs from base 1 to 615 and encodes 204 amino acids. The record is from RefSeq and is a predicted model, not a curated record. NCBI's taxonomy places the organism in Eukaryota, Fungi, Ascomycota, Pichiomycetes, Serinales, Metschnikowiaceae. The transcript has a single exon.
AUGCAACUCCACGUUCUUUACUCCCUCGCGUCCCUCCUCACGCUCACUCAGGCGGCUAGAGUCGUCAAGGUGACCAAAACCGUCGACAACACCGUCACAAACACCAAUGUCGUGGAAGGUACCGUUUCCACCGUCACCGACUGGCUGACCAACACAAGAACCACCACCACUACCAGGUACACAUCGACAUACACCCUGACGAUUUUCGGCCAGCCCCAUACCUACGUUAGUGUGGUGAGCUCCGAGGUGGAAGCCCCUGCUGGAGCGGAAACCCAGGCUCAGGAACCUGCUGAGACUUCUACUCCUCAGGAAACCCAGCCUGAAGAAACCGCCCAGGAAACCCAACCCCAGGAAACCCAGGCUCCCGAAACCUCUGCUGCUCCUUCCACCCAGUCGCCCACGACGCCGGCUCCAUCCACAUCGACCUCUGAUUCGGAGGAUUCUGUGGAAACCGCAGACGACGCUUCUGCUUCUGUGGAGCCAGGCUACCUGCUUGACUCUGUUCUGACGGCAGUCAACGAUGGUGUGUGUGUGGUGGACUACGAGUACUACGACACCACGUCCACGGAGACGGUGACUUCCACCAGCACCCUCACCUCCACCAUCACCGUCUAA